CCGCCUCCCACGGCUCGCGCACCUCGCCGCUCAGCAGCAUGGGGCCGUUCUGCCGCAUCUGCCACGAGGGAGAGAGCCGGGAGGCGCUGAUCUCACCGUGUCGCUGCGCCGGCUCCGUCGGCCUGGUGCACGUCUCCUGCAUCGAGAAGUGGCUGUCGGCCGCCAACAAGGACUCCUGCGAGAUCUGCAUGUAUAAAUACGUUACUGAGCGGCGGCCCAAGCCUAUCCUCGAGUGGUUAUUGAACCCUUCGAAUCCGGAUGAUGCCAGGAAUUUGAUCGGCGAUGUCGUCUGCUUCUUUCUGUUGACGGCCCUGGCCGUCAUCGCGGCGUACCUCUGUCUGAUGGGCGCGUCCCACUACCUCUCCUACAAGACCCAAUGGGAGGCGACCGGCCUGGUGGUGCUCGGUCUCCUCAUCUCGUCCAUCUACUUCGUAUGGCUGGUGGUCACCUGCCGGUACCACUGCCGCGUGUGGCACGACUGGCGCCACACCCACCAGGACGUGCACCUGCUGGAGAUGAAGCGGCGCUCGCAGUCGACCGUCGAGCUCAACAACAACGCCGCCCAGCUGCCGGCGGCGCUCUGCCCCGGCUGCCAGGGCGGCUCUUACUCGUGCGCGCGCUGUUGCGCCUGCCCCCACCACGUGGUCCAGUUGGAGACGCCCGUCGGCGCCGAUGACGUGUUCGAGGAAGGCGGCAGCGGACCGUGCGCCCCUCUGUCCGGUGUGGACACCCCGUCCGCUAGUCAUGCCAAGUGACAGUGGCGGCUGGGGAUAGGUUGACGGUGGCGGCCCGGCCUCCACCUGGCGGCUGUGGACAAACUCAGGUUGCAUGGGAGAGCAAUAGAUGGCGGCGGAGCACAGUCCGUGGGUGAUGUCUAUAUGGCAUGCAUGCGCAAGUGGUUUUGUUACGUUGAAUUUAAAUGAUUCGAAUUAUAUGCAUAUUUGUUGAUAUUGGCCAUAGGUCAUGCCGUUAGUUGUGAAACAGGUCGUUGAAACUACAAAUAUAUUGAUCUCAAUCCUCAAG
Molecule: messenger RNA, 1023 nt
Organism: Pollicipes pollicipes
Lineage: Eukaryota; Metazoa; Arthropoda; Thecostraca; Pollicipedomorpha; Pollicipedidae
Product: E3 ubiquitin-protein ligase MARCHF3
Exons: 5
Coding region: 39-755 (238 amino acids)
Biological process (GO): protein ubiquitination
Molecular function (GO): ubiquitin-protein transferase activity; zinc ion binding
Source: RefSeq, a predicted model, not a curated record